This is a messenger RNA of Cydia pomonella (codling moth), 3637 nucleotides long. RefSeq lists its product as uncharacterized. NCBI's taxonomy places the organism in Eukaryota, Metazoa, Arthropoda, Insecta, Lepidoptera, Tortricidae. The record is from RefSeq and is a predicted model, not a curated record. The transcript has 8 exons. The coding region runs from base 295 to 2571 and encodes 758 amino acids.
ACCGAUUAAUCAUUCGAUUCGAACAAUCGAACAUUCAGUCAGUGCGACAACACUAUUUUGAAGGCGAGUCUGUUGAAUUAAACGUCAAUUUGGGUUUUUGUUAUUAUUCAGAAAUGUAUUACUUCUCACGCUUCUAUAAUGUUACUUUAUUUGAUUGUCGUCAUAAAUAAGUAAUAGUUUGUGUUUUGUGUGAAACUAAUUACUACGACUUUCAUCUCUACUCAACUUGCUUUUUUGGUAACCUUAAAGUUAAUUAAUGUUUACAAUGCCGACGAAUUUCGAGAUAUCGUAGCCAUGGAUUCUAUAGAAGACGGUGGUUGUGUGAGAAAAUCCUAUAAACUGAAUAGUGACGAUGAUAUAAGUAGGAAUUGUAAAGGAGCAUCAAAACAGCGAGGUUUGAAUGAGAAUAGUGAAAAUGUGCGUCCUGCGUCGGAUUCCAUUUCCAAUGACACAAACUGCGUACAACCGAAUGAUAGCCAUUCAAGGCGCUCCAUCUGCUCGAGUAGCGGUGAGCCAGGGCCAUCGGGGAGACUCGUCGCCGACAGUGUGGAGUGUUGUAAUAAAAACAUAGCUAGCAGCCAGGCUGUAGGUGCCAGGGUCAACAACAGUUACCUUGAAGUUGCAGGCAGCAGCAAGGCUGAGGCCAUUGCGCGAGACAACGGCAUCCCCAGCACCCAGGAACUACAGACCUGCCAGAGACACAAAGUCUGCCAGGAAAAAGCUGGAAACACCUACAAUUUCAAUUUCCCCUCAACAAGUGCCACAAGCAGGGUUUGUGAUAAUUUCUUUGACAAUGCAGGACUGAGAGAAAAUAGGAAGAGGCCUUCAACUUUAAAGUUAAACAGGCCUAACUUAGAUGCAGAUGACAGCUCAAGUGACACUGGAAAUGAUGACUACUCUUUAGGCUCUGAGGAUGGUUGUAUCUACACUUACAGAGGUGGGGAGCACUUGGCAGACCUGCCUAGCUCCUUUUUUAGUCUUGACAUGGGUCUUCCCCUGGACAGGCACCUCCCCAUACCCCCAUUGUACCAACAGCAACCUGCAGGAGCAAACGCUAGAGAACAUGGCUCUAGAGCUUCAAGCCCUGAUAUGGACUUUUUAGAAAUGGACUUUGACCCUGGGCCCUCUUGUGAAGUGGACACUGGUGAUGAGUCCACACCAGAUGCUGAUUUAGAUGUGGCUGUGAACAUGCCUGAGGAAAAUGAGCCUAUAUUACGAGAACCUACACCAGAAUUUGUUCCAUUAAGAAACCCUGAGCCUAGUAGACCACUUAGUUCAACAUCACAAUGCCCGGAGUCUUCUGGCCACCAUUACAGCAUGCCAUCAACUAGCAGAGGCCUUCCUACAGCACACAGUAGUGCAAGAGAAGAUCCAGGGAAUAACUAUACCUUUGGGCCUUACAUUACCCAUGUUAAUUUUAAAGGUGAACAGCUGAAAGUUCGCAGAACAAUGGCACGGGGUCCCUGCAUUGUGCCUGUCAGCUUGCAUCUUACAAAUGGGGACUUGAUUACACCUAGAGAAGUAUUACAUCACGACGAAAAAAUGGAAGAAGAGGAGUCACCCCUUGCACAUCAGAUCAACCAAGGUGAAGGGUCGGGAAUCGACCCUGUCAAUGUCUCCACUGCUCUGUUCCACAUGACCAUGGCCAAGAAAUUGAUGCUCGAGAAGAAUCGGUUGAAUGAAGAAUCUGAAGGAGCUGCGGCGUCCGGGGAAGGCCCGUCAAGUUUGGGAGUAGCUGACCCACCUACCAGCAUGGUAUGGUCAGAGCGGGAGGCGUGCGAGCGCCAAGUGACGCAGAUAGGCGUCAGCGCGUGCGGUGCCACCGCCGUUGUUAAUGUUUUCAUUGCAUUAGGUGUUCCAGUAAACAUAGAAAAAAUCAAUACAGCUGUUGGAACAAGACAGAGAGCUAACAACGCUCCAAUACCCAGGUACCUGUUAUCGCGUUCCGUGGCCGGCUGCACGGCGGCCGACCUCGUGAACGGGAUCCAGAAAGCUUCGGAAGGGCUGGUGGCGGCCAGGUUCUUCCCGAUGUAUCCGGAGCGAGCAGUGUCUCUCUCGCAUUGGCUGGCGGACUGGAUAUCAAUAGGGGCCGUCCCAAUUUUAACAAUGAACCUGCAAGUGGGCUGCGAAGGCGAAAUCCCCGACGCGUGGCACCAUCAAAUGGUGUUCGGCGUCUCGCCCCGCGGCAUUUACCUCAGCAACCCCGUAGAAUGUACAAGAGAAUGCGCGUUAUGGCCGAAACUCACGUCGCCGUCGGUUCUGCUGGUUAGAACGAGAGAUGUGCUGUCGAGAUUCACCCCGGAUACCGAUCUCACCCCACUGAUGGCUGUGCCGGAUCGGAGGUUCAACACGUUUAACGUAUUAGGUCAAGUAGUGAACGUGAUACGCUCGUGGCGCGCGGCCGAGCCCCCGGCGCCCGGGCCGCGCCCGCGCUACGUGCGGCUGCCGGCCGCCUACCAGGCCGGCGCCACCGUGGCCGCGCUCACCGGCUCCGCCGCGCACCGGCGCCUCGCCACGGCCGCGCAGCUGCCCAUCCUGGCGCCGCACGUCGACAAGUUCGGUGUCGGCUAAUGAUCAGUUUAACUUCUGUAACCGACCUACUGCACAGUUUAUCCAGCAACACAAAGUUACGUAUUCAAUAUGUUUAUUUAUUAUCUUAUGAUAAGUCUGUGGUUAUUGCGAUAUGUUGAGGCUUGUUGCAUGAGAAUAUCUUCUAUUAUUCGUCACUUACGGGAAUUGGUAUAAAAAUACUCUUCAGUAAGACUUGAAUUUUUACGUAAAACGUAAAUAAGAAUAUUUCUAAUCAAGCCAACCACCUGGCCAAGACAAAAUAUCUCAUUAUGGUUUUUGUGGUGUUUUGUAUUGUGUGAACAUCGCAGCUUUGAAAUUAAUGUUUCCUCUUGGUUUUAUUUCCAUAGGGGAUAUUACGCAAAACUCUGCGUAGGGGGCGCCACUAGCACGCAUUGAGGCCCUCCCGCGAAACACGAAAAUCGUAAUUUCGUUGUCUGCCUCUCUAUCACUCUUGCAUAUUCGAGCGAUAAAGAGGCAGAUAACGAAAUUUUGACUUUCGCGUUUACAAACCGCCUUGAUCAAUCAUCAUCAAUAUGAUAACGAAAACUUCUCAAAAAACUUUUUUAGGCAUAGUAUGUUUAAGUUACUCUAUGGUUUACAAUAUGUGCUAGUGCUGCUCUCUGGCCGCAGAACAUUGCAUUAAUACCCCCUAUUUGUGCAGGAUAGUACAUUUUCCAACCACGCACAUAGUCAUUUACAUGCAAACCAACUGUACCAUUUCCAUACACAUAUAACGUCAUAUGGACGGGAUAAAAUGAUGCGUUCAAUCCAUUAAGUUAUUAUUACUAUAGAGAAGCCAUACAAAACAAAGAAACUCGCAAUUGCAACCUGUACCACGAAAAAACCCAAAAGUUACUACCUCCGUUCGAAUUUCAACCUUAUAAUAAUUAGCAUAAAGUUCAAGACGACGAUUGUGUUAUGGUCGGCGGUAACUUCUGGGAAUAAUCCAAUAUUUGUUGAGUUAUUGUAUUCUACUCAUAAGCAAGAAACAGCAACAUAACAAUGGAUGUAAAAGCAAUGUUAUGUUAUGUAUAACAUUAUAUUUUUGGAAUAUACUAUGAUAGAA